AUGGGCAAACCACGCGCAGGUCGUUCGCUAGCUGAGCAGCUCGCUGAUUUUGAAGACCCAACUCCUAAAGACUUCGAUCCCGAGGAUAUUGAUAAUGGUCAACAAUCAAGUGACGAGGAAGGUGAAGAUAAAGAUGAAGUGACUACUGGGAGAGAGCAUUAUGAGACUGUUGGAAAGGCAAAGCUGCGCAAAGACGACCCCAUCCCGCUGGGGAAACAAUAUGACGGUGCCCGGGUGAGCCGGGCGGCGCUUGGCGCUGAAAGUGAAGAAGAUCAGAGCAGCACGGGAGCCGACUCCGACGAGGAAGACGAGGGCCUAGAUGACCUCUCUGCCUCCGAGAGCCUGGUCAGCGACGACAGCGCCCUUGCCCAGGAGAGUUCCGACGAGGAAGCAGACGACAGUGGCGGCAAUGACACCGACGAGAGCACCGACGAUGAAGAGGACGAACUCGAGGAUGACGAGGAGGUAGUGGAACAGCACUCCAAGAAGGCCCAUAAGGAUGGCCGGCAUGAUGGCGGCGCAAGGUCCGGAGACCGAGACGAGAUUCGGAGACUAAUGGCGACUGAUCAGAAAGCCAUUGCUGCAACAAUAUCCUCGGCAGCCAAGGCCGAUGCUACGAAGGGAAAGGCUGUAAAGCAACAACGUACCACUUUUGACGCCCUCCUCAACGCGCGGAUCAAGCUUCAAGGUGGAUUGACAGCUAUCAACGGUAUUGCUGCUGCUUUGGGAUCGAAGAGUGAUGAAAGCGAAGAGAAGUCGAUGGAGAUUGAUGAAGAAGAAGUGGUUGAUGAGGAAGCAAUCAAGUCGGCGGAGUCUGCUGCAAUGGCAUUAUGGUCUACCCUCGAAGGCUUACGCUCUGCUCUGGCAGACGCCGCCACCAAAGAGGGCAAAAAACGCAAGAGACCCUCCCCCGCCUCUCUUACUACUAGCUCCGCCUCGUUAUGGGAACGUAUGGCUGAAUUGGAAUCUGAGUCCACCUCGCACCGUCGCUCUGUCCUCGACAAGUGGUCCUCGAAAGUCAGAGGCACUUCUGGAUCUCUCCCCAACGCCAGAGGCAAGCUCCUCGGUUCUACCUCAGGUCGCCAACAGACCAUCACAGCCGUCCUCGAUGCUCAAAUAGCCACAGAGAUUGGAGAGCGAUCUUCCAAACGUUCUCGCACUUCUGACAAGCAAGAACCUGUUUACGAUGACGGUGCUUUCUACCAGACUCUUCUGCGUGAUCUCGUUGAACAACGCAUGUCCUCAUCCGAUUCUAUGACCAGCGGCUUUGACAACUUGCAACAGCUGCCCUCCCGCCUGCCCAUUCACCCGAUCACUGGUAUGCGCAACGAUAAGGUGAAGCGAGAGAUUGAUACCCGUGCCUCCAAAGGUCGCAAGAUGAAGUACACUGUGCAUGAAAAGCUCCAGAACUUCAUGGCCCCCGAUGACCGUGGUUCCUGGACUACGCGCGCACGAGAUGAGUUCUUUGCCUCUCUGCUCGGCAAAACAGCCAGUGGACUACUUGGCGAAGGUGAUGAGGAUGCCAGCGAUGAGGAUGAGGUUGAUCGUGAGGAAGGAGGCUUGAGACUGUUCCGGAACUAG
Penicillium paradoxum is the source of this 1581-nucleotide messenger RNA. RefSeq names its product AATF family protein. The record is from RefSeq and is a predicted model, not a curated record. Gene Ontology annotation, cellular component: nucleolus; nucleus. Bases 1 to 1581 code for a protein of 526 amino acids. NCBI's taxonomy places the organism in Eukaryota, Fungi, Ascomycota, Eurotiomycetes, Eurotiales, Aspergillaceae. Gene Ontology annotation, biological process: maturation of SSU-rRNA from tricistronic rRNA transcript (SSU-rRNA, 5.8S rRNA, LSU-rRNA). The transcript has 3 exons.